UCUUGAGGGCUAUAUAACCCUGAAAGAUGACACCCGCACAUCCCCACUGCGCCUCAUUUACAGCAUGCCGCCUUUCAUUCCUGGUGUUUGUAUGCUCAUUGACCUAUAUGACCUUUAUCCCUAUUAAUUGUCAUCGCCGUGCAGAUCUUUUUCAGAUACAUGUGCUUUUUUGGGGUGCAAAGCGAUCCAUACUAUACCGCGACUUUGUUCUCGCCGGUAAGCGUGUCCCUUUACCCGACACUUGGCUGGCUUGUUCACAUGGCUGUGGGCUUCUCGAAAGAGGAUUACAAUAGUGAGCACCUUCAUUUCAGACUCGGACAGCCGUCAAAGCUGCUUCUAAUGAUCCUCUUUCUCUAUGGUGUAGGUAAUAUCACAGUAUAUGAAUACAAUAUGGACACGUGGAAUGACACAAUUGGACCGUGGUGUGUUCACCCGCCUUUGGCUCGUCGAGGCAGCUGGCGAGCCGAUCGAUACGUAUACCAUCCGAAACCUUGCGAGUGGAAAGUAUAUGACCCCAUUCAAUGGAAGUAAACAUUGUCACUGUUGACCGAAAGCCGAACGCAACUGAACACUGGACAAUAGCCUGGGAUGGCUACUAUCGAUGCACGUCAGUAUAUUCGUUCGGUGUUCGCA
Molecule: messenger RNA, 633 nt
Organism: Suillus subaureus
Lineage: Eukaryota; Fungi; Basidiomycota; Agaricomycetes; Boletales; Suillaceae
Exons: 1
Coding region: 160-531 (123 amino acids)
Source: RefSeq, a predicted model, not a curated record